ACUCCACUCAGUGCUACAACAACACGUUACAAAAGUCUAGUGUUUUUAGUUUAGUAACGGUGUUAUUUAUUGUUUUUCCGGGUUUUAUGGAGUGACAGAAGCGAAGAGAAGCGGUGUUUGGGACUAUUAAAUGCUUGUGGAGGGUUUAACGUCUCAUUCGAUUCCUCACUCCUAUAUACUUUUCCAGUUUUUACAUUUAAAGUUGCCUCAAGGGUCCAUCAGGGAUGUCGGCUCCAAACUCUGCAGCAAGGAAAGCCUGCUGGGAGGCCAGAGACAAACUGUGGAAGUGUCUGGAUGACAAUGGCGACAAAGCUGAAUCCUGCCAGAAGUUCCAGAGCGAGUUUGAGGGAAAUUGCCCGGCGCAAUGGGUGAAAUAUUUCACCAAGAGGAGAGACUUCCUUAAAUACAGAGAGAAGAUGCAGACAGAAGGCUUCACGCCAGCUGAAGGCCCCAAUCAGCCCUCCUAACCACCGGACGUCAGACCAUCACGAUCUGCAGACUGACUGACUUGUUUUUCAGACCAGGCCCAGUGGCGCAGGACUUGGAGUGGAGUUUCCCCAUUAUCAUUAUUUAUUUCUACCGAUGUAAGCUGCAUGAUAAUAUGCAACCCAUGCAUAUUAGCAGCUCCAUCUGCCAGCAUCUAUCUGAGCUGCCCUCCUCAGAUAUGUUAUUAUGCCCGGCUGGUCUGAGAAGUCUAAAAUGGCUAAAUCCUGACAAGAUCCACUGUUAGUGAAUCCAGUUUUCUGAGUCAGUUGGACGUGUGGAUACAUUUUGCUAUUGUACCUUGUGAAAUUUAAAAAUGAUGUAGGAAUACUUGUAAUCAGUGCUGCUGAUCCUGUACAAAUCCACAUGCACAGCCUGUGCACACAGACACACUCAUAGUAACACUGUCCAAGGUUUACUUUCUGUGGUUGUGGGUCAAACCAGUCAUAAGUCCUGAUUAAUUCAAUUCUACUGAGUGUGAUUUACAGAUAAAUGCCGAUCUUCACUGAUUGCUGCUACCUGCCUUCACGUUCUAAUAUAGAGCCUCUAUAGGCAAAAUCUCAAAAGUGUGACUGACUUGUGGUGUUGAAUGUAAAUAAAUGGA
Messenger RNA from Acanthopagrus latus (yellowfin seabream), 1087 nucleotides. Its product is annotated as cytochrome c oxidase assembly factor 6 homolog. The record is from RefSeq and is a predicted model, not a curated record. The transcript is spliced from 3 exons. NCBI's taxonomy places the organism in Eukaryota, Metazoa, Chordata, Actinopteri, Spariformes, Sparidae. Gene Ontology annotation, biological process: respiratory chain complex IV assembly. Gene Ontology annotation, cellular component: respiratory chain complex IV; mitochondrion. The coding region runs from base 225 to 467 and encodes 80 amino acids.